AUGGGGCCCCCGGGUAAUAGGGGAUCAUGGGGCCCCUGUGUCCUUGCCCACACUCAAAAAAGCCUAUAAAAAAGGUACCAGGGAGGGGCGGACUGACAACUCAUGGGGCCCCCGGGUAAUAGGGGAUCAUGGGGCCCCCGGGUAAUAGGGGAUCAUGGGGCCCCUACAGGGGCAGACUGACAACUCAUGUGGCCCCGGGCAAUAAGGGAUCAUGGGGCCCCUGUGUCCUUGCCCAAACUCAAAAAAGCCUAUGAAAAAGGUACCAGGGGCAUCUCAUGGGGCCCCCUACUGACCCCGGGCCCUCGGGCAGUGCCCAAGUUUCCAAAUGGCCGUCCGCCCCUG
This is a messenger RNA of Staurois parvus, 342 nucleotides long. Lineage: Eukaryota; Metazoa; Chordata; Amphibia; Anura; Ranidae. The record is from the annotation of a GenBank genome assembly.